UGCAUGACGUCAUACAUUAAGUUUCGUGAGGUCGUCUCCUGUAAAUAAAAUAUUUCAUAGCUGUAGCGAUACACUGUAUUAUUUCACGUAUUUCCCAUGGAGAACAGAUUUAACUAAAUGCUGAUAGCACACUGUAGAGGGUGGCAGUCCUCUGCCAGCCUGCUUGCUGUCGCUCAGCUCGCUAGGCUAACUUUAGCGUGAUACUUAGCUGGUUAGGGCGCAGGUAUUAGCUAGCCAUUUAGCUAAUCAGAGGUUAUUACGGGAGGAAUCUAGCUUGUUUUCAGAGGCCUCUUUCUAAUUGAAAUGGACAUUUGAAAUGGCAGUAGCCUCUAACUGAACAGACGCGUAUCACAGACCACAGGUCAAGCUUGCCUUGAUGUUGGACCUCCUGCUUAGCAUGCAGCCAUGAGCUCUGCCCUGUGGAGCCAGGAGAAGCCCAGUGGGGGCUUCAGGGAGGACUGGCGCUUCUACAUGGUCAUAAAGGAGUGUACGGUGGAGAAGCCUCCCCAGAAGACCCUGAGAAUCCCCCGUGGCAGUCUCGGUCAGGCAUGCCAGGAGCGCAACAGCCUGGGGCGAACACUGCCCCCAUGCAAGGGUAAAAAAAGUCUCCGCAUCCUGGACCAGACCAACGUGGUGCUGAGCCUAGACGAGCGGGAUGUUUUGGAGCUGGAUGAGAAACUGGCUGAGCUGUUGUUUCCUAUUACCAACUGUGAAGAGCGGUAUGCACUGCUCUGCAACAAGUCACGGCUAGAGCGCGUCCGUGAUAUUGACUGUGGUUCGAAGGUGCGCGUACAGCUGCGGUCAGGGGAUGAACCUCUGCUCGGUGUGGUCCGCUUCAAGGGCUCGCUGCUUCCUGACAGAGCCCUCUCUGGAAUCUGGUUUGGGGUGGAGCUGCUGGAGGAGGGCCGGGGCCAGGGCUUCACGGAGGGCUCCUACCAGGGCCGCCAGCUUUUCCGCUGUGAGGAUGAGUGCGGUGUGUUCGUGGCCUUGGACAAGCUUGAACUCUGGGAGGAUGAAGACGACGAUGCCUUGGGCGAGCUUGAGGUGGACCACGUCAAUCUGGUGGAAGAGGACCAGGAAUUCCCUCCGUUGGAGAUCAACUCCAGGGUCCUGGUGCAGACCAGGGACGGGCCAGAGAGAGGAACCAUCAUUUUUUGUGACCUGCUGCCAGGAAAUGAGAGCCUGGGCUACUAUGUGGGAGUUGAUAUGGACAAUCCUAUCGGGGACUGGGAUGGUGUGUUCGAUGGGAAGUUGCUGUGUAAUUUUGCCAGUUUGGAGCACACUCGACUCGUCCCCAUCUGUGACGUAAUGCCAGAAUAUUCCAUGCAGGACCAAAGGCUGCAAAAGCACAGUUUUGCCCCCAGAGGCACCAACAGUGACAAGUCGUCCUCUGGCCAAAGCAAACCAAAGAGCAAAGGAUUAGGUCAUCAGUGUGGCAGUAGAAGCAAGUCUGAAUUUUACUAUACUUUAAAUGGCAGCUCUGUUGAUCCCCCAGCCCAGUCCAAAUCCAAAAGCACAUGGUACAUUGAUGAAGUUGGGGAGGACCCCGCCAAGUCACUUACUGACACGCCCCCUGACUUCAACCAGUCCUCCCCGCCCUCCAGAGCCCCGCCCUCUGCCUCGUUGUCCAGUGACAACAAGUUCCACUCUCUGCCCUUCAGCCUGAACAGGAAGACCGGGCCCAUUGACAGCAUGAGCCAUGGGCCUCUCUCCCUCUCUGUCCAGUCGGUGAUGGGAGAGCAGCCCGAGCCCCCGUCACCUGCUGCCCCUCCCUCGCCGCGGCCUUCGACGCCUCCUCGAGGACAGCCAGGUCUGGAGGUGGGCUCUCUGGUGGAGGUGAAGGAGAACCCCCCUCUGUGUGGUGUCAUCCGCUGGGUGGGCCUGCCUCCUGGCCUGCUGGAGCCUUUGGCUGGGCUAGAACUGGAGGAAGAGUGCCCUGGUUGCACUGACGGAACCUUCAAAGGUACACGGUACUUCACCUGCCCCCCCAAAAAAGCCCUGUUUGUGAAGCUCAAGUGCUGCCGGCCUGACUCCCGCUUCCCGUCCCUGCAUCACUCCUCCAACCCCAUAGAGCGAUGCAACUCCAUCGCAUUUGGGGGUUAUCUAAGUGAGGUAGUACACGAGAACACGCCUCCCCGCACAGAGAAUGAUGGUCUGGAUGUCAUGGUGGGAAAAAAGAAAGGCAUCCAGGGCCACUACAACUCCUGCUACCUGGAUUCAACCCUCUUCUGUCUUUUCUCCUUCAGCUCUGUACUGGACACGGUUCUGCUGAGACCACGCUCAAAGACCGAUGUGGAGUAUUACAGAGAGACCCAAGAGCUGUUACGCACAGAGAUAGUCAACCCCCUGCGCAUACAUGGGUAUGUUUGUGCCACUAAAGUGAUGAAGCUAAGGAGGAUCCUGGAGAAAGUAGAAGCUGCGUCUGGGUUUACGUCGGAAGAAAAAGAUCCUGAGGAGUUCCUUAAUAUCCUUUUCCAUCACAUACUGAGGGUGGACCCAUUGCUCAAGCUAAGGUCAGCAGGACAGAAGGUCCAGGACUGUUACUUUUACCAGAUCUUCAUGGACAAGAAGGACAAGGUGGGAGUUCCCACCAUCCAGCAGCUCCUGGAGUGGUCCUUCAUCAACAGCGACCUAAAGUUUGCAGAGGCUCCCUCCUGCCUUAUCAUCCAGAUGCCCCGCUUUGGCAAGGACUUCAAAAUGUUCAACAAGAUUUUCCCCUCACUAGAGUUAGACAUCACAGACCUUCUUGAAGACACUCCAAGGGAAUGUCGAAUCUGCGGAGGCUUGGCUCUCUACGAGUGUCGAGACUGUUACGAGGACGGGGAUAUCACGGCUGGCAAGAUUAAACAGUUCUGUGAAAAGUGCAAUACACAGGUCCACCUCCACCCGAGGAGGAAAGCCCAUCGGCACGGCAAACUGUCUGUCCCCAAGGAGCUGCAAGAAGGUACGGGGCGGCAGGGCAGUUUCCCCCGCCAGAGGAUGGAGCUGUUCGCCGUGCUGUGCAUCGAAACCAGUCACUACGUGGCCUUCGUCAAGUACGGCACUGCAGAUUCCUCAUGGCUCUUCUUCGACAGCAUGGCUGACCGUGAUGGAGGGCAGAAUGGUUUCAACAUCCCCCAGGUGUCUCCCUGUCCGGAGGUGGAGGCCUACCUGAAAAUGACCCCAGAGGAGCUGCACACCCUGGAUCCCAAGAGCAUCCAGGGCCAGGCCCGACGCCUGCUGUGCGAUGCCUACAUGUGCAUGUACCAGAGCCCGACCAUGAGCCUGUACAAGUAGAAUCCUCUCCCCAACCCCUCCACCCUUGCCUCUCAGCCACACCACCUCCCCCUCCCCAAGGGCAGGAGAUUGCCAGAAAGUCCAAAAAUGAAAAAAAAAAACUAAAAGAAGAAAGGCUGCCUGCCAGCAGGGGUGCUGUCCGGAGUUAACCCUCUCCAGCCCACCUCUCCUCGAUGCCUGCCCAUCUCCGGAGGCUAGAGAGAUGGAAGAGAAGCCUAUUUGCACUGUGCAUUAGUUGUUGUUGUGUUCUUCACGUAGUCCGAUGUAGCUUCCCUUUGUCUCACAGCCUAGCGUGGGUGGUGGAUGAUGAAGCAAAGGUAGGCCUGAUGACGAUUCACUCUCUGUUCAGGGGAGGAAGGGGGAGAAGAUGGGUGGGAGGGCAUGUUCGCGUCGCCGCGGCUGACAACACAUCUGCAACAAAAACAAGAUGAGCUAGUGGGAGGACCCACCUCAUUUACCUUAAGAAAAGAGGAGUCCUGCUAUUCUUAAUCACUGUAAAAAACGGGAGCUUUCCAUAACGCCACAUUAAGGAAGCAAUGCAGUGCGCAAAUCCUCAUCCAACCUGUGUGUACGGUUCUAAAAACUUGUGUAAAAUCUCUUAGUAGCAUAGAUUUCUCCAGGUAGUAACAUCAACAGUAUAGAUGUCAACCUACUGUGCAGUCGCAUUAAGACCAGAGUAUUCUGCUCUCUGUGAACCGGUUUGCAUAUUUUCCCAUCACGCUGUGUAAAUGUCUUUACAGUACAUGUUUUGCAGAAACAGAUGUAGCCAUUGUAAAAGUCUCAUGUUUUACUGCACACUCAACCAAUGCUGCACUUUUGCUCCAUCCAAAAGUGGACCUAUCAGGAAACAUUUAGGUUUAGCUCUUCUUUUUUUUUCUCCCAUUGGAAGUCACAGUGAGUGCUAAUUUGUUGGUUGGGAGACAUCAGAGUUUUGUGUUCCAGAAUACAAAUGUGCUUCUCCUCUGUAGCUGUAAAGAGCGCUCUGCAUUGCUAAUGCAGAGUAGAUGCCAGAUAAAUGCAUGAAGGGAGUACAAUGGCUCCUGUUGUAAAGCUGGUUGGUGGAGCACUCCAUGCAUUCAUAGGGUCAAUGAGGUGAAAUACUGGAAAUGUCUGACUGUUUUCUUUAAAGUAAGAGACUAUGAUGUGAAGAAUUUCACAUGUGGCGGGUUUUUUUUAAUUUAUUUUUUUAAGUCUCUGACUCAUUGUGUUGAUGACUAAAUCUAAAUUAUAUUGUGUUUACAAAGCCUUUUCUCUGUAUUGACUCUCGCUGCCUUCCAUGAAGAUGUGACAAGCAAUGCAAGUUUCCCGCCAUGCACCAGAUAACAAAACAAUUGUGAUCAAAUACUAUUAUUUAUUUUAUUCUAAUCCUAUUACAAACUCAUAUGUCGUCCCUUUUUAAGAAAAUGAAAGCAGGGUUUGAUGAUACUGCUUUGGGUACUCCUUGUUCUCUAUCACAAUAUAUUGAAGUGAGUUAUUGUAGUUUGCACCACCUCAUAGCAACUACUGAAUGUUAAUAGUGACAUGUUAAACAGUGUAGAGUAAAGAAAGGAUGGGUAAUGAAUGGGGGUAAAAAAACAAGGCUGCUAACCUUGGGGCACCAUAUAUAUGUAUUUAAAGAAAAACAUUUUUAUUAAAAAUGUAAAGGCAGAAUGAGUAGGAUUUGUUCGUUACGGUUUUUAAACCACAUUCAAUGUUGGCCCCUACUGAAUGAUACCGGAAGAGCACGCGCCCUGCUCUCCUUCCUUAUCCUCUCCUUCAGUGCUCGCCAGCGGCUGAAAGGCCAACCCCAGAUUCACUUUCAUUUUGGUUUGAGCUUUGUCCAAUUGCCGUUUCACCUCGCUAUAUUUUUCUAUUUUUUCGGCACUGUGUCCACCAUUUUAGUCGCGUUCUCUUAGAUGCGCGCUUACAAUCUGGCACCAUUUUUUGUUGUGGAGUCCAGCCCUCACACCUUGCGUGCUGGGGCUUGGGGCUACACACCCAGUGCCCAAAGGCGUACGCCCAGAAACGUCCCGCACACAGAAAAAUGAAGAAGGAAAAAAAAGGCAGAGGGCAGGGUCUGUGCGGAUACAGACACCGCCACACACUUCUAGUGGGUCAUAAGGAAUGAUUGAGAGGGAUUAUUUUUGUAUUAGUGUAACCAUUGAUUUUUAGGAAAAUCCUACUCAUAUUGCCUUUUAAAAUUUCCUUGAUUCCAUUGUAUUCCAAUUGUAAAGAGUACCUAAAGCAUACCCGUCAUGGACUGAGCUAUAAAGUAGUUGGUUUUUAUAUAUCACACAAAAUUGGAUAAACAAAGUCAAGAAAUGCACAUGUUUGCAUCAGCAUUAUAUAUAUUUUUCCUAAAUCACAACUUAAUCAUGGAUUUAGUUGUGAGUAUAAAGUAAGUGUGUGAGGGCGUUUUUAUAAAUUAGGUUCCAGCUGACAACUUCCAUUUUGCUCCGUGGUCGUUUCCACUGUCCCAGGGAUCCUGACAGGGGACCUUCCCGUGUGAACGUUUUGUGAACGUUUUCUGCACUGCUGAAGCUGGUCACUGACUGGAGCCUUGUUCUCUAUGAGAGAAGUCUCAGAACAGAGGAUGGGAUCUUGAUUUUAUUUUAUUCUGUUGCAUCUGUACAGUAUAGACAUAUGUAACGGGUGAAAAAUUAAUGUCAGUGAUGUUCCUGUAAAUGUUAACAAAAUAAAGCCCAUUUUGAAGGGUACACGGCAUGGUUCUGAGUGGUGUGAUGACCGAUCUUGCAUAUUUUGCACGGCCAGUGUAGGUGAGCAUCAGGGAUUGAGGAUAAUCUUUUGCAGAUGCGUUGGGUUGGCGGUGGAUUGGUAUGUUUUAAGAUAGGCAUAUAGUCACAAAUAUUUUAUCCCAGGAAAUAAAAUUAUGCAAGUGU
Messenger RNA from Perca fluviatilis (European perch), 6155 nucleotides. RefSeq names its product cylindromatosis (turban tumor syndrome), a (gene cyld). NCBI's taxonomy places the organism in Eukaryota, Metazoa, Chordata, Actinopteri, Perciformes, Percidae. Gene Ontology annotation, cellular component: cytosol. The transcript is spliced from 17 exons. Gene Ontology annotation, molecular function: cysteine-type deubiquitinase activity; K63-linked deubiquitinase activity. The record is from RefSeq and is a predicted model, not a curated record. Gene Ontology annotation, biological process: regulation of mitotic cell cycle; protein K63-linked deubiquitination; necroptotic process. The coding region runs from base 406 to 3276 and encodes 956 amino acids.